AAACGACACAACGCGGCCAUCGCUGAGCAAAAUGGCGGUAAAGUGCCGUCAAAUGAAGAGUUGGAGAAUUUCAACAUCAAAUACAUAGUGGAAGCGCCGGUAGACUCGGCCGACAAGAAGUCGGCGAUUCAGUCGUGCGAUAACGAGCGGCUCCGGGCGGCCCGUAAGCGGAGCAAGAAGUUGAAGCAACGGCUGGCGGCCAAAGCGGCACAAUUCGAGACCAAUUCGGGCCCUAAAGUGGUCACCGGAAAGACAAUACAGACGCCCAAUAAGAGUAAAAUUACCAAAUUGUUUAAGAUAGCGGUUCCAGACUUGUCAGCGCUGAGCGCCGACACCCAAAUCACUGGCCACUGGCCGACAAACAUGACUCACAGUCUGGAGCGUAAUCUCAAUGAGUUGGAGAAACUGUUCCGUAACAACAGUGGCCGUCCGUCUAGUGGUGGCACCGGUGCCGCCGAUUCCCUGUACUUUCAUUCGCUAAAUGGCGUUCAAUUGUUGACCAAAAUAUUGUCCCGAAUAAUGAACGGCACCCGAGAGAGGCCCACAUCGCUCACCGACCGGUCCAACCAAAAGUUGGCCGCACUUUACGAACUGGUUUGCGGUCAGCACUUGGAUGUGGCCGACUAUGUCCUGCAAUCCCAACACGUGAUCGAUUUGUUGGACAUUCUCUGCCAUCGGAUCAAUUUAUUGGACACGACUCUCAUGAAUACCGCAGCCCCGACGUGCGAUAUAGUGGUCGGAGCCCUGUGUCGACUCCUGUCCACCAUUUUUGACACACUUCACGGCCACUACUCGACGCUCACCGACAGUACCGACGAUAGUCUGGCCUUCAAUCACAUCAUUCAAGACGUGAUCAGUUAUAUAGUAUCGGUCGGAAUGAUUGAUAAGCUGUCGCUAAUGAUGGCCAACACUCGGGGACCGGUCGACGACAACCCGGAGCUGACCCAAUGCUUGCGAAGUGUUGUCUCCCUCUUCAGCUCACUCUCCAAACUGAUGGCACUUCGAGUGGAGCACAGGUUCGGCGCCCGUCUCGCCGACGACGACACACAACUGAUGCUCACGUUUCAGAUGACACACAUCGGCGGUGUUGUGUCCCUCAUCUAC
Messenger RNA from Medioppia subpectinata, 1104 nucleotides. NCBI's taxonomy places the organism in Eukaryota, Metazoa, Arthropoda, Arachnida, Sarcoptiformes, Oppiidae. The record is from the annotation of a GenBank genome assembly.